This is a messenger RNA of Grus americana (Whooping crane), 6868 nucleotides long. It is a transcript of the gene ZNF385D, whose product is annotated as zinc finger protein 385D. The coding region runs from base 162 to 1706 and encodes 514 amino acids. The transcript is spliced from 9 exons. NCBI's taxonomy places the organism in Eukaryota, Metazoa, Chordata, Aves, Gruiformes, Gruidae. Gene Ontology annotation, molecular function: nucleic acid binding; zinc ion binding. The record is from RefSeq and is a predicted model, not a curated record. Gene Ontology annotation, cellular component: nucleus.
UUGACACCGGGCCGGGCGGAGGCGGGCCCGCCGGGACCGCGCCGCUCCCGCCCGCCCGCCGCCGCCGCCGCCGGGCAGUGGGUCCCGCGCUCCAUCGCCGCCCCCGCGCUCUCCCCGCCAGGCUCGGCGCGGCGCUGCGCGGGGCCGCCCCCGCCCGCGGCAUGGCCGGUUCGCUGGGCAGGGGGGCGGCGUGUUGGCGGAUGCGGAGCGCGGCGGGCGGCAGGAAGGAGAAGCCGGGCGGCAAGCCCCAGCCGCGGCACGAAAAUAUGAAGAAACCUUGGAGCCCUGAUUUACCAGUUGAUAACCACUCAUACAAUUCAGAUUUCACAUCCGUCCCAGACAGGGAAGGUGAGAAAGAACUAGCACCCGAUGGCACUGAAGAAAAGAAAGAAAGAGAAAAGAAACACACCAAUUUCACUUUGUGUAAUGUUUGUAACAUUCAGCUGAACUCUGCUGCUCAGGCACAAAUCCACUACAAUGGCAAAUCCCAUCAGAAGAGGUUAAAACAGCUCAGCAAUGGAAAUCUCAAAAGUGAUAAUGGUGGUACAUGCCAGAGCCCUGCUCUUCCAGCCCUAGUGCGUCCUCCUGCUCCACCUUUGCAGCCGUCGCUGGAUAUUAAACCAUUUCUUCCAUUUCCUCUGGACACUGCCGCAGCAGUCAAUCUCUUCCCCAACUUCAAUGCAAUGGACCCAAUUCAAAAAGCUGUAAUAAAUCAUACAUUUGGGGUUCCUCUUCCUCAUCGAAGAAAGCAAAUCAUAUCAUGCAACAUUUGCCAGCUGAGAUUUAAUUCUGAUAGCCAGGCUGCGGCCCACUACAAAGGCACUAAACAUGCCAAGAAGCUCAAAGCACUGGAAGCCAUGAAAAAUAAGCAGAAAUCUGUUACUACCAAGGACAGCGCAAAGACUACCUUCACUUCCAUCACUACCAAUACCAUCAAUACCAGCUCUGACAAAACAGACGUUACCGCAGGGACACCAGCAAUAUCAACGACGACAACCGUGGAAAUCCGGAAGAGCAGUGUUAUGACAACUGAGAUCACCUCUAAAGUGGAGAAAAUCCCCACGACAGCCACUAGCAGCACCACAUGCCCUUCCGCUGAGACUGAGGAAGAAAAAGCAAAAAGACUGCUGUACUGUUCACUAUGCAAAGUCGCUGUCAACUCUGCCUCGCAGCUGGAGGCGCACAACAGUGGGACUAAGCACAAAACUAUGCUGGAAGCUCGGAAUGGAAGUGGAACCAUAAAAGCCUUUCCCCGGGCAGGCGUAAAAGGAAAAGGACCUGUGAAUAAAGGAAACACAGGCCUUCAGAACAAAACAUUUCACUGUGAAAUAUGUGAUGUGCACGUAAACUCUGAGACACAACUGAAACAGCACAUAAGCAGUAGAAGGCACAAAGACAGAGCUGCUGGGAAGCCACCUAAACCUAAGUACAGCCCUUACAACAAACUCCAAAAGGGAACACAUCCUCUAGGGGUAAAAUUAGUAUUUUCAAAGGAACCUUCAAAGCCGAUGGCUCCACGAAUCUUACCAAAUCCGCUUGCAGCUGCAGCAGCUGCUGCUGCUGUGGCUGUGAAUUCCCCCUUCAGUCUUCGCACAGCCCCGGCAGCCACCCUUUUCCAGACUUCAGCACUUCCUCCAGCACUCCUACGACCAGCUCCAGGGCCUAUACGGACCACCCAUACUCCCGUGCUGUUUGCUCCUUACUGAACUCCAAACAGGAAUUAAUUGUACUGCAAUAAUUUUUCAAAUCAAAACAAACAAACAAACAAACAAAAAAAGAAAAUCAAGAACAUUGAACUAUGCAGUGUUUAUUUAUAGUUUAAAGUAUAUAUGAAGAGCCAGGACUUUUGAUAGAGAACUGAACAAAUUCUAAAAGGGGGAAUGGGCAGUAUUUUCUCCAGAUGAGAACAUUCCUCUUGAGUAUUGAUCGUUUUAGAACUGAUCUCCAGCAUUGACUUGUAGUGACAUAUAAAACUUAUGAAGCCUUUUGACUGUGCUUUUUGGCACAUAUUUCCCUGCAAUGUCUUUCCUGCUUUAUGAAACAACUUACAAAUUUGUCUAAAGGGCAUUAACUGGUUCCAAUGUACAUAAAAUACUUUAUUCUGUAGAUUAAAGAAGAAGAAAAAAAAAAAAAAAAGAAACACUGUGAAUAGUAGUACCCUUACCAAUCCUCCUGCCAAAUCAGCAGUUACUGGGUAUUUAUCUGAACAAAAGUAGAUACAAUAGAUGUUGUGUAAAACAGUAGUAUUGUGUCUCUAUCUAUGCCACUAGGUUUCUAACUGAGUUGCAAAAGAUAAAAAUGAACAAAUUAUGUCACUUUGGUAAGUAGUCAAAAACGAGGACAAUAAUGUGGAGCUGUUCCUGGUGAGCAAAAUUGUUUUCCUCACCCGUAGAGGAAUGGGCGUGAAGAUAAUCUAUGGUUAGGGCAAAGUAAAUGAUAAAGAAGAUUUAGUGGGGGGAAAAAAAUCCAGAUGCUGUACACAGAGGAGGUCAAACUUUUAUUUAACUGAGAACGUAUGUGUACAGUCUGUGUAUAUUCAAAAGGUGUAACACAUACAGGAUAGAUCAAUGUUUAAGGCAUGCCAGUGGACAGCCAAAAAUAUGCUCUUGUCAUGAAACAGGCCUGACACUUCAGUGUUGAGCAGAGAGAAGACACAAAUGGGUUAUGCAUAGUCAUGACUAGCAAAUGAAAAGCAGGAGAGAAAUCCUGGCCUCAUUUAAGUCGGCAUAAAGUUCCUCCUGACUGCAAUGUAGCCAGAAUUUCAUUCCAAGAAUGGCACAUAUUCUUUUAUAUCACACCAGUGGGAGAGUCUGUAGAUACAGGUAACAUUUUUUGCAAUAGGCUUAGUCUUAGAAACAGAUUUAUUCUCUUGUUUUACUUCCUCCUGAUGUGAUAUAAAAUGUCUUGAAAUACCUAUAAAAUGUAAACAGCAACACAUGAGAUACAUAUUACGAGAUAACUGCACAUUGUGGGUUUGGAACAAAUACAACCUUUAGGAUCUGAAGGGACCCUUGAAUUCUGUAGCUGACCUUUAUGUAUGGACAGCUUAAAGCCUUAUAUAUUUACUGUGAGGCUUAAAGGGGUUGACCGUGUCCCUUUAAAGUAAGAUUUAUCAGGGGUAUAUAUAGAUAUAUUGUAUAUAUGUUAGAGUAAGAAAAAUAACUUAUAAACAGAAAAUCUACUAUAUAAAAUAAUUAUAUAACCAUUGAGUUUCACAUGUGGGUCAUUAAGUGGUAAGUAACAAACAGCAGAGAAAAAAAUAGACUUCUUGAAUCUGAUUCUUGCUGCCUGCUUUUUCCCAUAGGGAGCUGAAAAGUAUCUAUUAAUAUUAUGGAGUGCGCUGCUGAGUCACAUGCGACCACUCUGAUGUGUAGCUAAGUGAAAUGCCUACCAUACAUUUAGGAGGAAUAAAAUUUAAAAACAUAAUUUAAGUUUAGAUGGGGAAAUGAUUUGAAAGAUUUUAUUAAAAGGUAGUAAUGCAAAAUAUUGACCAUGUGGUUGCUAUAUAAAUCUGCCUGUGGUUAAUAUGGACAGUUGGGAGAUAUAGAGGAUGGGAAUAUACAGCACUUUUGACUUGCAAUUCAUCAGUGAGCCUUCCAUAUACAUUGGUAUUUGCCAUUUUUUAAACCUCUCUGCAUUUAGAUUUUAUAAAAAAAAUAUAUAAAAAGAGAGAAAGAAGAGGUUCCAUGGAUGUCUGUGUCCAAAGAAUUCCAAAGAGAUGCAUUUAUUUAUCUAGAAGUAUUAAAAUAAGUUCUAUAUUAUGUAUUUGUAUUUCAUCCAGUUUAUUUGCAAACGUUUGUGCCUUGAAAUGAAAGGGGCUUUUGUUUAUAUUUAAUUCACUCCUAUGUAGCCAUGAAAAAGAUGCAAUGGCGAUUUCAGGGCUGGUUACUAGCUGGAUUGCUUUGGCCCAAUCUCCAAAACAAAAAGAGUAUGAGUAAGUUCCUGAAGCCAAGGUUAGGCACCUAAAUAACUAGGGGCUGACAUUUAAAAGGGCUCCCUACUACACAGCUCCCAGUAAAGAGGCAGUAAACAGUCCAGCCUUCAAAACCUGCACCUAGCACUCAAUUUAGAAAAUGUUUCCUUUUAUUUGGGUACAUAAAUAUAGUGUUGUAAGGUUCAACUCCUCUUUGCAAAACCUUGGCCUUGGUCUUUUAAGCCUGCUUUCGACCUUCCAUCUCUUUGCAGAAGUUGUAGUGCCAUUGUGCCAGCUGUGUUCAGAUUCCUCCUUGAAUAGGACACCAGUUUUCAAGCUGUGCUCCAUGAACCACCGCUUAUCUCCACAGUCUUUUGUAAUAGCCUGUGUAAGUAAGAGCUUGCUAAACGAGCUGAGGAGGACUAGUGUUUUGGGAAGGGAGAAGGUCUGGGCAGGUCAUCUUUUCCCCAUGAGAAAACACGCAGAUGGGAAAAGGGGAGACCCACAAAUAUCCUGUAGGCUCUUAUGCACGGCCUUCUGGUGCAUGAACACCUGCUGUACAUCCUGCCAUGUUGUUGUGAUGCCAUCAAAAUCAACAGGCUGAUCCUUGCCAAAAUGUGGCCUGUGGCAUGUAUGGAGGCACAGUACUAAGGGCAGAGUUAAUACAAAUUUUGCUAGAAGUAAAAAGAGUGUCAUUCCAACUACUUACAUCAGCUAAUCUGCGAUGACACCUUCAGUUUUCUUGGACCUCUUUUGUCACAGUGCUCUAUGGAACAAGUUUUUGUUCACACAAGUCUCUUUUAAAUUUCAGCUGUAAACAACAAACUCAAUUCUUUUUAUGUCUCUUACUCACUACCUAAUAAAGGAUAAAGCCUAAAUAUUAGAAUGUAUAGUGGAUUUUCUGUGCCUUGCUGUUCCACCCCUCUCUUGGCCAGUAACAAGUCAACGUACCUUGGAUGUCAGCACAACAGUUUUAUUAUAUAUAUGUCAAGGAAAAUACUGGCACAGCAAUCUGAUUGGGCAAGGGGAGCUUUCAGUCAAGGGUAUGUCCACAGCAGCUGACAAAGGAGCUAGCAAACAGAAGACGCUUUACACCUACUUGUCAAUACAUCCAAUAUGGAGAGCACCAUAAAAGAAAAAUGUGUCAUUAUAUUUCAUAUUACAGUAACACUCCAGGGCCAAGAGGAAGCCUAAAGCACAAGGAAACAGAUCAUUUCAUCGAAGACACUGUCACUCACUGGAAUAACAGUGUGAAAUCAGCCUGCAGGGAAAUGGCUGGGUAUGAACUCGAAAAAACAAAUAGGUUCAGGGAUGUUUUCUUAAAUUCUAUACAAAGUGUUAAAGAAUGACUAUUCUGUUCUGACCCGAAGAGAUGGUAUUUUUGUGGGAGGGAUAUAUAUUUAUAUUUAUACGCUAUCUGCAUUUUUCCAACUAUCUCUGGCUUCAAACCUUUGUUCUGAAGGAUCAUCAUUGCUCUGAACCAUGAAAUCAGUUACCUUCUUGAAAGCUGGUGUAAAAGCUGAUGUGAGAGGUCAGUAAGCAAAUGGUAUGAAUAUGAUGAUCUGAAAUGGAAAAAAAAAUGAACUGGCCAUGUCAAGGAAUAUUGUAUUUGAAAAAUAUACAUUUUUAUUUUAAGAUAAAUUAAAGUUAUAUAAAAUUAAGAAUAGCUAAAUAAAGUUAAUAUAACUAGAAGAAUUACAUCUGUCAUUUUAGUACUGGAAUAUUACAAUUGGCUCCGUAUUUUAAAAGAUGAAAAGACAAAAGAUGCUGAAUCAAUGCAAGGAUGCAAUGGGUAAAUUUAGUGUCUCACACUCAUUAUCUUCCAGUAAUACCAGGAAUACCAUAACUGAAUAGACCUACCCUUAGUCACUUCUAUUCUAAUUGCCAAAGAUACAAUAGAGUAUUGGCCCAAUAUUCCCUGAAAGCUGAAAUCAUGCUGCUUAGGAGCCCCUGCUUCUGCCUCCUAUCUUAAACUAGUUGAAAUCUCAAACACACAGCUAAGGGUUUAGCCAAGGACAAGAGCUUUAUGCACUCUCACACCUACAGGUUUAUUGAAAUUCAGGACCAUUUAGGAGUAAAUGUAACUAUCUGGAGGAUGGUUAUUACAUAGCCUGAUCUGAAAUGUCAGCGGCUGAAAGAGUCUGUGCUCCAGACCGAAAUAAAGAAUACUAUGAAAACCAUAAUGCUCUUAACCUUGGGACUCCUGAAAGCAGUUGCAAAGGUCUGUGACUUCAGUACAGGCAAUUUUUUUGCCCCGAGUGCCUGAGGCCUCUUGCAGUCAUGCUAUGUACUGCAAUUAGGUAUCGUUCAGCUCUGAUUCAGUAUUGACAUAUUGAUAAAGAAACUUGGCUGAGCCUGAAACAUGAUUAGUGGCUGCCUAGUUCCAGUGAUCAGCUUCACACUGGAUGCUUGGAUGGUGAAGUAAGAAUAGUCAAAAGAUUCAAUGUAAAGAAACUGGUAAACUAAUCUGAUCCCUUUUCCUUGUGCAAUGUUCUUAUAUGGAACUCGUGAGGCAUUAACAAGCUGGGACAUUCAAGAGUUCCUGGAUAAAAUAUAGGGACCCUGAAGGUCCUAAGAUCUUCACUUUAAAAAUAAUUUUGAUGAAAAAGAACCCAGAAGACUUUCUUUGGCUUGGGUACUUCAGUGACUUUGUAGCAACGGUCUUCACACUGUCAGCACACUGACAUUUGUGUUGUUCACAACAGAAAUUGAAUAUUUGACAUGCGUAAUUAGAAACAAGUAUAGUUAAUAAUAUUCAUUGCAUAGGUAUUGGACGCUCAAUUACAGGACACAAGAAUUUUCCUUGGAAAUCCAUGCAUUCCUGUCUGUUCAUACCAGCCAAGAUACCACUGCAUCUUGUCAAUACGUGGGUCUCCAGAAAGGAUGUCCAUAUUUUUUAUUUGUUUUCAUUACUAUUUGAUUUUUCUUCUAUUUCUUUAUUCAUACUUUCCUCUC